This is a messenger RNA of Morchella sextelata, 258 nucleotides long. RefSeq lists its product as uncharacterized. The coding region runs from base 1 to 258 and encodes 85 amino acids. Lineage: Eukaryota; Fungi; Ascomycota; Pezizomycetes; Pezizales; Morchellaceae. The transcript is spliced from 5 exons. The record is from RefSeq and is a predicted model, not a curated record.
AUGAUGGGGUGGGUUGUUCCGAUUGGCAGAUUCAUGACCCCUUCGUCGCAUGGAGAUUGUGUAAAUGAUCUUGGUUAUGUCUCUAUCUGGCUGAGAACCCAGGUAAUUGUCUAUCAAACGAAACCCACACUACAUGUAUUGGUCAAUGGAGAGACAUGGGCCGGAGCUUUUGCGGUUUUGGAAAAAUUUGCGACGUGGCUUGCUAGUGUACUAAGCUUUCCAAAGGCUGGUAUUGAGAAGUUGUGUAGCUUUAGCUAG